AUGGGGCCUGACUUGGAUGAUGCGUCAAACUACAAACGAAAACAAGAAGAGGCUGAAAGCCUGCGAAGAGUGGCAUUUUAUGGCGUAGCGUUUUCAACUAUAGCCUCGUUAAUAUGUGCUCUAUCGGUUCCAAUGUUUUAUAAUUAUCUGCAGCAUGUGCAGUCAUUUAUGCAAAAUGAAGUUGAUUUCUGCAAGUCACGUUCAAGUAAUAUUUGGCGUGAAGUGACGCGAACUCAAGUGAGCUUUUUCUAUAUUUCUUUGUGA
Molecule: messenger RNA, 264 nt
Organism: Thelazia callipaeda (thelaziosis nematode)
Lineage: Eukaryota; Metazoa; Nematoda; Chromadorea; Rhabditida; Thelaziidae
Source: the annotation of a GenBank genome assembly